Molecule: messenger RNA, 1534 nt
Organism: Annulohypoxylon truncatum
Lineage: Eukaryota; Fungi; Ascomycota; Sordariomycetes; Xylariales; Hypoxylaceae
Exons: 3
Coding region: 410-889 (159 amino acids)
Source: RefSeq, a predicted model, not a curated record
CUCCCACUUCGUGUUUUAUUUAUUUAAUCAAAACUGUUGAACAGUUCUUGUAAUCUUCUAAUAGGAGACCAAUGUCAUUCUAUUCAAGCUAUCCGGCAUAGCAUUUAAUUUUUUCUAUUCCCAUUCAAUAAGGAGACACUUAGAAAUUCAAUCACUACGAAGUUUGACACUAAGAAGAUCUCCACGAUGUGCUUUUCCGACUCUUCCGACCCUUACGACCCUUACAACCCGAGACGCGACAGUCGACGCGCCGUCACCGCAGUUGUCCGCGAGGCAGAGAGCUCGACUCAGGGCUACGGACAACGCCCUCAACCGGCCCCGUAUGCGGUGGGAGGCUAUAGCUAUUCGCAGAAUUUCCGAGUAGGGAGCUCCUACGCUCAACCUGGACAUCCCCAGCAUCGCCCAGCUAAUGAUCCCCGUGCUGUCUGGGGCCAGGACACAAUAUAACCGGCACGAAGGUCAGCAAAAAUUUCGACCUUAUCGCCCAGAUCCGUUGGAGGGAGCUAAUGUGCAGAAAGUCCCAGUCUCGAGGCCGGGAGUCGCGUCGGGCUAUGCCCAAGAGCGACACCAAAGUGUCCAUGGCCAGAUAGUUUACGAUGAGCCCAGCCAGACGGGGUCUGCAUCGGCAGCCUACCCAGGAGCUUCGCAAAGAGAGACGGUUUUACCUCAACGUCCAGCUGGCCUCAAGCCCUCAAGUAGGCCGAUGAACCCCGAGCUGACGCCGUCUAAGUCGCGGCCUGGGAAAUUAGUCAGGAGAGACAGCAACGGAGUAAGCGAGUGCAGCGACGAUGACUACGCAGUUGACUUGAGGGAUUACACCGUCUCGCCUGACAUCUUAAGGGGACGCCCUAAUCGUCCGAACGUUGAGAUACCCAUAGAGCACGUGUGAAUCUGGGUCACGUUAGUCGGGGACGAUCCCCUCGUUUAGGGACAUGGGUGGAAGACGACUAAGGAGAUUUGCUUUUGCGCUUCUGUGGACGCAUGGACAUUUAUGUUUGCUUGGGAACUAGGGUCGGGCGGCGUUGAAGGAGAAUUGGCUGUUUUGAUAGGUCGUUCAUAGGAUUUUGAGCUUUUAUUGACAUAAUGCGACGUACGUUAGUCUAGUUAGCGUGAUGAUAUUCCUGCAAAACAUCUGCCUGCGCUUAAGCCCACCGAAAUCUUGACCAUUUUGGUUGAUGGUGCGUAUGGUGCGCGUCUAGGUUACGUAUAGCUAGUAAUGAUGCGAUCUGUAUCGAAAUAGGAAUCUCAGGCACCGAUAUUUCAUUGAUGCGCAGGUGCGACGAUAUUAGUUUAGCAUAGGACUGGCGUCUUGGAAGGUUAGGAAGUCGGGAAGGCUUCUAAAUUCGAGACAACGCUAUUGGCCGAGACUAUCAUCGUCGUCACGGACCAUUAAAACCGAUUAAAAACGAUUAAACCUUAUUCGAUAGGGCUGAUAACACGGAUAAGUACGUACAUACAGUUGAGAUAACUCUAUCGAUGCAGCAAGGUUACGCGUUAGCCAAUGGUUGCCAAGGAUUCAUCAUGGAUGUGGAUG